AUGGCGAAACACGUCGCCUCUGACUCGGAGGAUGAACUUGCUCACUCGCCCGCCAAACGUCUUCGUACGUCUUCGUCCUUACCUCGUAGUUCACCGCCUGAUUUGCCCUCGCUCCUUGACGGCGCGGACGAGCUUGUCGAGGUCGAGGGGGAGCAGCAGGACGAAGAAGUGGAGGGUGGUGAGAAGGGGAAAGGGGAAGCGGAGGAGGAAGAGGAGGACUUUAGUAUGGACGAGAAUUCGGAUGAGGAUGAGGAGGCGGUGAGGAGGAAGAACGAGUUCAAUGCCAAGAUGCAGGCCAGGUCUCGUGGUGAAGGCGUGAGUCGACCCAGUUCAGGCGAGACGCGUCGCAUCGCGUCGUCAGCUUGCGCACGGGCCGACGAAGCAGGAGCGUUGGCGUGGGCACUGAUGACUUGUUCACUCGGUACUUUCUCAUAGACCGUGGCUCAGAGGGGGAUCAUCGAACGCGUCGAGUUGCAGAACUUCAUGGUCAGUUUCUGCGGUCUGACCACGGUCUGGACUGACACGACGACGACGACGACGAGGACGAGGACGAGGACGAGCAGAUGACACUGACCCUGUACCUUUUCAUCGCCGGUCCAAACUCUCAAUGGUGACGAUCAACAGUGCCACAAACUCACGACGGUCGACUUUGGUCCGCAAAUCAACUUCCUCGUCGGCAACAACGGAUCGGGCAAAUCGGCCAUCCUCACCGGCAUCACCAUGGCGUUGGGUGGUAACGCGAGGGCGACCGUGAGUGGUGACGAGUAUGCCAUUGCGUUCCAGCAACGAGUGAAUGCUCACGCCCACUCUUGAUGCUGAACAGAAUCGAGCGACGAAAGGUUCAGGCCUGGUGAUGGAAGGCGCGACCGUGGCCAAGUGCUCGGUCAAGCUUCGUAACCGUGGUCCCGAAGCGUACCAGCACCACGUCUACGGCGACUCGAUCACGAUCGAACGUACUUUGCGUCUCAACGGUGGUGGUUCGUACAAGAUCUUCAAUGCCGAAGGAGGUCUCGUGGAUGAUAAUAGGGCGACGCUGGAUUCGAUUCGUUAGUUUCACCUCGCGGCUAGAUGACAAAUCUCGUUCUCUGGAGCUGAUCCCUCUCGCCACACCCGCAGUCGACGCCUUCAACAUCCAAGUCGAGAACCCCAUGACGGUCCUGACCCAAGACCAGUCCCGUCAAUUCCUCGCUUCGGCCUCGGCUCAACAAAAGUACAACUUCUUCCUCAAGGGGACCCAACUCGCGCAAUUGACCGAAGAGUACGAGACGAUCCAAACCAACACUCAAACGAUGCAAGCCGCGGUCGACAAGAAGCAAGAGAUGAUCCCCGAUCUCAAGGACGCUUAUAAGCGCGCCAAGGAACGCGCCAAGGAUGCUGAGGCUGCCGUUGGACAGCAGGACAAGUUGGAGCAGUUGAAGAACCGAUUGGCGUGGUGCGGCGUCGAUGAGGCCGAGGUGAAUAUCGGUAAAGGGGAGGAAAUGUUGCACAAGGAGGAAGAGACGGUGAACAAGAUUACGAGCAGGUUGCAGGAGUUUGAAGCCAACAAGGCGACAGCUGAUGCGACCAUUGCGGAUUGCGAAGAGGCGCAAAAGGAGACGCAGUUGGAGAAGGACGAGAAGGAACCGGUCUUGCAGAGGCUCAAGGACAGGAUUGCGGCUACGCGAGAGAAGGCCAAGGAGUGGGCUGUGAGUUGUUGAGUUGGGAUAGAUGGUGGUCCAGGGCUUUGCCUUUGAAGAGCGACGCAGUCUGCUGACGACGACUCCUCCACGCGGCAACAGCAAACGAACCGAACGGUCAACGCUACCACUGAGCGCCAGCGAGCCCAAAUCGCUGAUUACGAUCGAAAGAUCGCCGAGGAGAAGAAGCGACUCGAAGUCGACAUCGAGGCCUUGCAACGACCCAUUCGCGAAAAGAUCAACAAACUUGAGGAAGAGAACCUCGAGCGCGCGCAGGUCAUUUCCACUUCGACGCAAGAGUUGGAAGAGCUUGAAGCCGAUCGAAUGCGUUUGGUUGGCGAUAUGGAUGAUGUCAAGAUGAAGAUGAGGGCUGUGAAUGACGAUGUUGAGAAGAUCAAGGGACGCAUCCGAAAUAUACAGGCCUCCAAGGGCAAUACCAUGCUCGCGUACGGGCAGGCCAUUCCUGGGUUGCUCAGGGCGAUCGACAGCGAUCGAGGAUGGAACCAGAAGCCGUUGGGUCCGAUGGGACGUUACAUCGAGCUCGUCGAUCACAAGUGGAGCGCACUCAUCGAAGCGGUGGGAGCUAAUACCUUCAAUGGCUUCGUCGUCUCGAACGAGGAGGACCGCAAGCGCUUGUUCAACUUGUUCAGGCAGCACCGAAUGUGAGAAAAAGGGCACUUUGCGCCGACGUCGUGGAUGGCGGCAGUUGCUGACGGUCGCGAUUGCUUCGUCCUUACAGUAAUAACAAGGUCCCGAUCAUCAAACUUGCUUACGACCCAUCGUUUGACUGCUCGGCUUCCGAGCCUGACAGAGACGUCUUGACCGUCUUGCGCGCACUCAAGGUGGGUCCGGAGAUUAGGUGGUGCAUCCUCGAGCACCGUUAGGGCUGACUGACUGAAGGGUUCUGCCCCAUCAUCCCACAGUUCUCAAACGAACACGUCAGGCAAGCCUUCAUCAACGCGAUUCAACCCGAGAACGCGGCACUUGUCAUAACCCGUCCCGAGGGUGAUGAUAUCCUUGACAUGCGCAAGCGAAACGUUCGCACGGCCUUUAGUCGCGACAUGUUUCAAAUUCUCCGAUCAAAGUAAGUCCCCACGCUCGUCGAGGGAGGAAAAGACACUACUUGCUCGAAGCUGAUCAUAUUGCACCUUCUGUUUGAACCGCAGCGAAAACCGGGCUAUAAGUCGAGCUGUUGAUGCGUGGAAAGGCGCAGCUCGCAUCAGCCCCAACGUCGAGGAUCAAAUCCAACAUCACCAAAACGAGCUCAGACGGGUCCAAGGUCAUUUCAACGAGUUCGAGGCGCAGAGUAAGGCGAUCAAUGGACAGUUGGUGGCGAUCCAUCGCCAGAAGGACAUCUUGGACCGCCGUCGUUCGAAUGAGAAACAGAGCAUGACCAAGACGAACCGGGAUAUCGAGAAGGAGCGACAGAAGUUGCAGGAAAAGGAACCGAGCAAUAUUGGGGGUUUGGAGGAGUUGAGGGAGGCGUGCCAGGAUGAACUGGAUACGACCUUGGCGCAAUUUGAGGAUGCGAAGCGAUUGCAUGAGGCGGCCAUGGCAGAGGAGAAUGGCACGGAGGCCGUGGAGCAGACGCGACUGGUUGAAGAGGAGAUCAAGAAGGUCGACAAGUUGCUCAAGUCGAUCAUGGUCAGUCUGUCACGGAUCUCUCCUUUUCUUUUGUCGGUUGCUCAUUCGUUGGGACUUGGGGCGUCUCGUAGGAACAACUCAACAGAGCUAUCAAGGAUCGCGUCAACGCCGAGAUGGCGAUCAAUCAAUACAAUACCAGGUUGGCGACUCAGGAACAAAAGAUCGAUGACCUGCGCGCCAGUGUCGAGCGCGAACGCGAGAAGCUAGCAGUGAGUCACCACAGGUUACUUAUUCUACAAUCUUUGCGAGUUUUGCCUGACUGACAUAAGCACUUCAUCUUUGCAGCAUCUCACGGAACAAGCUCUCGAGAUUUGCGAUCGUCCACAAGGUGGUCAGAGGCAGACCGAAGCGCAACUGAGGAAGCAAAUCGACUCGCUGCAAAAAGCGUUGAAGAACCGCGAGCGCCAACAAGGCGCCACGAUCGAAGAGAUCCUGACCGAGCUUUCGAACCGCAAGAACGUGCUCGUCGAAGCUAAAGCGACCGUCGCUUCGUUGAACGUCCUCGUCAAAGCUUUGACCUCGGCAUACCAAACUCGUGUGGCGCGUUGGACCGAUUUCCGUGAUCAGAUCUCUGCUCGUGCGAAGCUGCAGUUCAUGCACCAUCUCAGUGCCCGAGGCUUUACGGGUAAACUCCAAUUCGACCACAACCACAUGCGUCUCAACUUGCGCGUUCAGACGGAAGGUGGGGUGAAGCGUAAUCGGAGCAAGCAGAAGGAUGCCAAGAGUCUUUCGGGUGGGGAGAAGAGUUUCUCGACGAUUUGUUUGUUGUUGACCAUGUGGGAGGCGGUGGGGUGCCCUUUGAGGUGUUUGGAUGAGUUUGAUGUCUUUAUGGUGCGUUUACAUAUUUCUACACGUGGGAUUGACCUCGUCGCUAGGACAGUCGCUGACUUUCUACGCUCGCUCUCGUUCGUUCUCAGGACGCGGUCAACCGCCGCAUCUCGAUGAAGAUGAUGGUCGACACGGCCAAAGCGACUGACGAAGUGCAGUUCAUUCUCAUCACUCCUCAAAGCAUGUCUGGUUCGACGUAUGGUCCCGAAGUGAGGAUCACCAAGUUGGGCGACCCGAAUCGUAGUCAGGGACGAUUGGCGUUUGGAACGGGGUGA
Molecule: messenger RNA, 4423 nt
Organism: Microbotryum saponariae
Lineage: Eukaryota; Fungi; Basidiomycota; Microbotryomycetes; Microbotryales; Microbotryaceae
Source: the annotation of a GenBank genome assembly